Messenger RNA from Atta colombica, 3358 nucleotides. RefSeq lists its product as uncharacterized. Lineage: Eukaryota; Metazoa; Arthropoda; Insecta; Hymenoptera; Formicidae. Bases 59 to 3337 code for a protein of 1092 amino acids. The record is from RefSeq and is a predicted model, not a curated record. The transcript is spliced from 15 exons. Gene Ontology annotation, molecular function: protein binding.
AAUAAAUUUAUUUGAUAAGGCUUUAGCAUUCUGUCAUACAUUUGAGGAACUGCUAUACAUGUAUAGUAUAGACCUUAUACACAUUUUUGAUGCAAAGAAUCGAUUUGCAUUUAUCAUUCGUUUCCUUCGAUCAUACUCUCGAUUCAUCAGUAUACAAAAUGCGGAGAAAUCCGACAAACAUAUCCCGAUUGAUGGACCAUCCAAAGUGCUUUUUCCUGCAGCCGAGUCGGAGACUCCUUUACAAAGAGCGCAGAAGUAUAAAAACGAAGGAAAUGUAUAUUUCAAAACAAAAAAAUAUAAUGAAGCCAUUGCUGAAUAUACUAAAGCAAUCGACAUUUGUCCCAUGGAGAAUAAAGAUGAACUGGCGACUUUUUAUCAAAAUAGAGCGGCUGCGUAUGAGCAAUUGGAGAAAUAUAGCUCCGUAAAGGCAGAUUGUACAAAAGCGUUGGAAUUAAAUCCAAAAUAUAUUAAAGCUUUGCUACGUCGGGCACGUGUAUUGGAGCAAGCAGGGGAUUUGGAGACUGCCUUUAAGGAUAUGACUACUGCUUGUAUUCACAAAAACUUUUCCGAUCAAGCUUCUCUUUUAAAGGCAGAAAUGAUCUUAGAAAAGCUUAUGGGACAAGUCCAGGAAAACACACAUGAAAAUUUUUUUAUGCUUACUACGCAUGCCAUUGAAAUAUAUUAUAUUAGAGCUUUUUCUAAAGAUCCAAUACUUUCUAGACUUGAACAUCCAGAAAACAUUCCAGAAUUUUUCAAGAAACCAUUACAAGCGUUAAAAAACAAAGAAUAUCAUAAUAUAAUAUCGCUGUGCACAGAAAUAAUAGAAAGUCCUGGAUUUGAUAAAUUACCUUCCUCUAAACUAGAAGUGAUAUUAUUACGAGCUACAUUCAACUUAUUUCGGAGCAAUUAUUCUGCUGCGAUUCAUGAUUUUGAAAUUAUUUUAUCUAGCGAAGAUGCAUUUGAUGAUGUAAGGGUAAACGCCUUGAUAAAAAGAGCAAAUCUACAUAGACAAAUCGGGAUUCGAUAUUUUAUUUUUAAGGACUUUGAUUUAGCCAUUGUGAUAAAUCCAAGUUGUAGCGAUAUCUACUAUCAUAGAGGCCAGGCGUAUUUGGACAUUCAAGAGCUAGACAAAGCUAAGCACGAUUUUGAAAAGGCCGUUGAAUUGAAUCCAAACUUCAGCGCGGCACAUAUGCAGAAAUGGUAUGCAAAUUAUCAUUUUGCAAUAUUGAACCAAGAUUUAAGUUUAGCCGAAAUGACUAUGAGAGAUGUUGAGAAAGCUUUCGAUAGCGAAAGGUACUCGAAUCCUCCUGAAUGUGUAUGUUGUUAUGUUUUGUAUGCUCAGAUAAUGUCCAAAAUUAAACAGUAUCAAAAGGCUGAUACUUAUUUUGUUAAAGCGAUAGAGAAAAAUCCAGAUUAUGCUAUUGUUUAUUUGCUAUUAUGGAACUGUAAUCUUGAUAAUACUAUGGAAUACUUGAACAAAGUAUUAAAAUUGGAGACAUGUUCUAAUGGCGGCAAGCUUAGAUGUAUUGAAAUGUUAAGAACAAUCGAAAUACAACGAGGGAACGUAGAGGAAGCAAUAAAAUUAUCUGAUAAGACUUUAGUAUUUUGUCGCACAUUUAAAGAACUGUUAUACAUAUACAGUGUAGAUGCUAUAAAGACACAUCUUAAUAUACAAAAUCGAUUUGGACAUGUUAUCCAUUUUCUUCGAUCAUAUUCUCAAUUCAUCGAUGUACAAAAUGCAGAAGAGCCCAACAAACGUAUCCUUAUUAACAGCGAUGAGCCAUCCAAAGUGUCUUCUUCCACAGCCGAAUCGGAGACUCCUAUACAAAGAGCACUAAAGUGUAAAAAAGAAGGAAAUGUAUAUUUCAAAACGAAAAAAUAUAAUGAAGCCAUUGCUGAAUAUACUAAAGCAAUCGACAUUUGUCCCAAGGAGAAUAAGGAUGAACUCGCGAUUUUUUAUCAAAAUAGAGCAGCUGCUUAUGAGCAAUUGAAGAAAUAUAGCUUCGUAAAGGCAGAUUGUACAAAAGCGUUGGAAUUAAAUCCAAAAUAUAUUAAAACUGUGCUACGUAGGGCACGUAUAUUGGAGCAAACGGGAGAUUUGGAAGCAGCCUUGAAGGACAUGACUACCGCAUGUAUUUAUGAAGAGUUUUCUCAUCCUAAUUCCCUUGUUAAGGUAGAAAUAAUCUUGAAAAAACUUGUGAAACAACAUGCUUAUGAAAAUUGGGCAAACAAAAAGUUAUUUAUGCCAAAUCAGCUUUUCAUCGAAUGUUAUAUUACAUCUUAUUCUACAGAUCCAGUGUUUUCUAGACUUCGAUGUCCAGAAAAUAUUCCAGAAUUUUUCAAAAAGCCACUACAAGCGUUAAAAGAUAUGAAAUAUGAUGACAUAAUACUAUUGUGUACGGAAAUUAUUGAAAGUCCGGCAUUUAAUUCAUUACCUUCAACUAAACUUGAAGUGUUAUUAUUACGAGCUACAUUUUGUAUACUUUUGGGUAAAUACGAUCCUGCAUUCCAAGACUUAGAAUGUAUACUGAACAUCGAGUAUGCAUCCGAUGAUGUAAAGAUAAACGCUUUGUUAAAGAAAGCGAAUUUACAUCUGAAGUUCAUGGAUAUAGACAUGGCCUCCAUGAAUUUCGAAUUAGCCAUUACUAUAAAUCCGCGUUACAGCGAUAUUUACUAUCACAGAGGACUGUUAUAUAUGCACAUGGACAAACUAAACAAAGCUAAGGACGAUUUUAAAAAGGCUCUUGAAUACAAUCCAAACUUUAGCAUGGCAUGUAUACAAAAAUGCUAUACAGAUUAUUGUAUUGCGAAGUUAAAUAAAGAUGUAAGAUUAGUUGAAGCGGCUGUGAGAGCUUUCGAGAAAGUUUUCGAAAAAUAUACAAACUUUCCUGAAUGUAUAUUUUGUUAUCAAUAUUAUCGUAAGAUGAUGUCCGAAACUCAACAGUACCAAAAAGCUGACAUUUAUUUUACUAAAAUAAUAAAAAAAUAUCCGGAGAAUACAUCUAUGUCUUUAGUUUAUCUGCAGAGGGCCUUUUUGCAAUUUGAUUGGAGUGGUUAUUCUGAUAAAGCUGCGAAAUAUCUUAAAAAAGCGAUAGAAUUGGAUGAAAAGUGCAGUUCUGCAUAUGAAGCGUUAGGAAUUAUUGAAAUAAAAAGGGGAAACGUAGAAGAAGCAAUAAAAUUGUUUGACAAAGCUUUAGUAUACUGUCAUACAUUUAAGGAACUGCUAAACCUAUACUACUUGAGAGAUACAGCAAAAGUAGAACUUAAUAUCAAGAAUCAAUUCGGGGACAAGUAUUUCGAUUUUAUCACUCGUUAUCUUAGUCCGCGAAUGUUGUGAAUGAAGUAAAAAUUUGCGACG